AUGCAGCACCACAAAGAGGCCGUUGAGGCGCCAGGUGAAGGAGACGAAUCACAAAAAAAGAAAACAGAGCUGGCUGAAACAGACACGGCAGCGGAGUACUUCGAGAGAUACGAGAGAAGAAGGGGUAACAGAGAAAGCACGAAAGAUAGCAACAUGGACUACUGGCUUUCAGAAGACGAAGAGGAGGAAAGUCAUCAGCUUAGAGCGCAGAAACGGAAGUCUCGAGCCAAGAAAGAGCCGUACGUGGUUCAAGAUGCAAAGGCGCCAAAGCUGAGACCAGCAGAAGACGUUCUGAAGAGACUGUGGUGGGACCCUAGCCUACAUAGUGCAAACUUCACGAUAGGAUAUCUGGAACGAUUUGCAGGCAUCACGGAGAUGCCAUUGGCCACGUGGGUCACAGAGACCAGCGAUGAAGAUUUCAUCCCACAGCACAGAAUCAAAUACUUCAAGCGCAACACUGAUGGAGAAAUUGUCUGGGACCGGGAAGCAAGGAUUGACAAGAUCUUCGGAAGCGGUCUAACCGGCAGAGUGGAUAAUUCUGGCCGCGGCGAGGGUCAUAUUUCUGCUACGCAUCAACGGGGCAUGAUAUCAGGCAAAGACUCGUCAGAGUAG
Messenger RNA from Endocarpon pusillum Z07020, 612 nucleotides. RefSeq lists its product as uncharacterized. The record is from RefSeq and is a predicted model, not a curated record. NCBI's taxonomy places the organism in Eukaryota, Fungi, Ascomycota, Eurotiomycetes, Verrucariales, Verrucariaceae. The transcript is spliced from 2 exons. Bases 1 to 612 code for a protein of 203 amino acids.